Molecule: messenger RNA, 819 nt
Organism: Oncorhynchus nerka (sockeye salmon)
Lineage: Eukaryota; Metazoa; Chordata; Actinopteri; Salmoniformes; Salmonidae
Product: trace amine-associated receptor 13c-like
Exons: 2
Coding region: 64-819 (251 amino acids)
Biological process (GO): G protein-coupled receptor signaling pathway
Cellular component (GO): membrane
Molecular function (GO): trace-amine receptor activity
Source: RefSeq, a predicted model, not a curated record
UGACAGGGUCAUACACAGGACCAAGCAGGAGCAGGACCUCAGCAUUUUUACUUUUUAUUACAAAUGGAGAAACAUGAAGAUGUUCAAUACUGUUUUCAAGACAGAAACUCUUCUUGCAGAAAGGCUUUUCUAUCGACAUCUAUCCACAUAACACUGUACAUCUUCUUCUCAUUGAUUUCAGCAGUAACAGUAUUUUUGAACCUACUGGUGAUCAUCUCCAUCUCUCACUUCAAGCAGCUCCACACUACAACCAACCUGCUCAUCCUCUCUCUGGCUGUGUCAGAUCUCCUGGUGGGACUGAUUGUGAUACCAGUAGUGACUGUAGCAAUAUUGGAACCAUGCUGGGGUUUUGGGGAACAUUUCUGUGCGUUUCAUUUCUACAUUUCUUUUUUAUGUGCUUCUUUAUCACUUGGCAAUUUGGUCUUGAUAUCUAUUGACCGCUAUGUUGCUGUGUGUGAUCCCUUAUUGUACCACUCUAAAAUAACAACAACAAGAAUCACGUGUUAUCACAGGCCAGAAAGGUAUUUUCAAAAGAGGCUGCCAGUGUGUCUGGUGUUAAAACUGUACAGGCAAAUAAGUCUGAGAGAAAAGCAGCAAAAACUCUUGUCUAUUGUUGUUUUCAACUAUUUCAUUUGUUGGAUUCCAUCUCUAUUUAUUUACCAUUUUUACUCUUUUUUAAUUGACAUUUUCUCAUCAUAUUUCAUCAUUUUUCUGCCACUUGUUAAUUCCUUAAUUAAUCCAAUAAUUUAUGCAUUAUUUUAUCCAUGGUUCAAAGUGACAGCUAAACUUUUAUUACAUUUGAAGAUAAGACGUUCAUAA